CCGCUUUUGUUAAUUUGGACAACAAGCACUAUUUCAACUUUAACGGUCUAUAAGUGUGAUAAAUUUGAUAACUGAUUUCAAAAUGUUUUGAAAAUUUGAAAAUUUGGAAUGUACGAGUCUUAGAGACCUAGGGUUUCUCCUCUCAAAUCCUCUCCGCAACUUCUUCCAUCUCAGAUCCGAAUCUAUAGCCGGCCCCGAAGCUCCGUCGCCGGCCUUCCGAAGCUCAUUGAACAGCUUUCCCUUUCGAUAUCGGUGUGCGAGGUCAAGGCUCAACUUCGCAGUUACAGCGUGGCGUCCAACAGAGCUCGAGGAACUAUUCAGUACUGCUCCAGAAAGGGUUUUGCCUUUCGCGCUACUCCUCAAGGUGAGGGGACCGGAGCAGCGCGGAACUGGGCGUCGGAUCUGAGCGUCGUUGAAUCUGAGGGGAACUGAGCGUUGUCGAACGGAUCGGCGGAUCUGAGUAACACGAUCUGGGAGUCUUCAAACGGAACGAGUCGGGUACGGGUCGUCUGGUUAGAGUUCGUGAAGAUUAAGGGGGCGACGGCUAGGCAAUGUCUUCCUACGACUAACAAAAGCCAGCCAACGAACCGCCCACCGAAAUCCGACCUCCGUUGCGCCGCUCGACUCACCGGACGACGAUCACCACGCUGCACCGCAACUCUUCAGGCCGAUUUGAAGGGUCAACCGGCCUUGAUCGGCGUUGCUCUCUCCGAUUUCUUCCACGGAUUUCGUCGUCAGUCGAGCCGUUCAACACCUAACCAUCUUUCGCCGUCAUCCCGCUAGCCGAAUCUUCAGUAGCUUCGUUCUUUUCUGGCUAUCUCACACGGUAUCUAAGAUUUGGGGUUGAGAUCUUGACCCAUUGGAACUGACUUCUCCUGCCGCUGACGAACCCCAUCAUCUUCAAUUUCUGAGAUGCUGUUACUUUAGUAGAUUCCAGUAUUUUUGUUUGCCAACUUUUGGUUUUCCUUUUGUGCACAUUAGAUAAUGUUGAGCGAUGGAUGAUUUGGGGCUUUUAUUUGUCUCCCAUGAUGUAUGGACAAAACGCCAUUGGCAUCAAUGAGUUCCUAGAUGAUAGAUGGAGCAAGCGGUGCUUCUUUCGACAAAUUUUCAAGUUCGUUGGCAAGGCUGACUACUUGGCAUUAUGUCAUGGAUUCAUCGAGGUUAACCUUGCUCGAGGAUGUAAAUUUGAUGUUAAAAAACAUAUUAAAAGGUAUUUAAAAGAUGGCUUCAAAAUAAUUGUGGGAGUGAGGUAAUAUAUAGUUUACUAUACUCUUCUCUUCAAAAUAAG
This is a messenger RNA of Cucumis sativus (cucumber), 1288 nucleotides long. Its product is annotated as MLO-like protein 9. Lineage: Eukaryota; Viridiplantae; Streptophyta; Magnoliopsida; Cucurbitales; Cucurbitaceae. Gene Ontology annotation, cellular component: membrane. Gene Ontology annotation, biological process: defense response. The record is from RefSeq and is a predicted model, not a curated record. Bases 999 to 1253 code for a protein of 84 amino acids. The transcript has 3 exons.